AUGAUUGGUAGAUCUCUCAAUGUUGAGAGUGAUCCUUUUAGGCCCUGCGAAGAUAGCGAGAAGAUAUUAGGUCCAGAAGUACCUUAUAUGAGUGCUAUCGGUGGGCUGUUAUAUCUUGCAAACUGUACCAGGCCAGAUAUUGCCUUUGCUACUAACAUCCUGGCAAGAUAUAGUUCUGCUCCUACUCGCAGGCACUGGGACGGAAUAAAGCAUGUAUUUCGUUACCUCCAAGAAACUAUUGCGCUUCAAGAAGCAUGUCGAGAAUGUGUGUGGCUUCGAUCAAUAAGUCACCACAUACAAGAAUCAAGCGGAAUAGUCAAUGAGAAAGAGUCAACGAAAAUAUUUGAAGAUAAUUCGGCUUGUGUUGCUCAACUCAAGGAAGGCUACAUUAAGAGCGACACAACAAAACACAUUCGUCCAAGAUUUUUCUCGUACGUAAGGGAGCUCGAGAAAAAUAAAGAAGUGGACAUUGAGUAUGUACGGUCAUGCGAUAAUCCAGCUGACUUGUUCACCAAAGCUCUUCCGACUACAACAUUCCGAAAACAUGUCUACGGUAUCGGAAUGCGGCAUUUGCGUGACCUAUGA
This is a messenger RNA of Brassica napus (rape), 585 nucleotides long. Its product is annotated as secreted RxLR effector protein 161-like. Bases 1 to 585 code for a protein of 194 amino acids. The record is from RefSeq and is a predicted model, not a curated record. The transcript is spliced from 2 exons. Lineage: Eukaryota; Viridiplantae; Streptophyta; Magnoliopsida; Brassicales; Brassicaceae.